AAUGAACGUAUAGUACCAGGGUUACAAACUUGCCCUGUUCUUUUAUAGAUGUAACAGUGAGCUAAAAUAGAUUUUAUAAGUUUGUGUGGGAUUUCACGGUUUGCUAAUUUUUGCUUAACCCCUUUUAAGCCAGGCAUGCAGUGUGACGCUACAUAAUCCACAUUUCUACAAUCAGCCUCAUAGGAUUAACUUUAUUUACGUAAGGAGAAAAGGUAAAACUACAAAACUUUAGAGCAAAGUGUGGCUGUUUUCAGUCCACAACAUUCCAGAUUUCACAUAUUUGCCCAUUUUUUUCUGUGAUUUUUAGCCAUAUAAAGUUAGAGAGAGAGACCGACAGACACACAAAUACAUAUUUUUAGUCAUUUUUUGCAGUUAAAUAGUUCUGCUUUUUUUUAGAUUAAAAUUACAAAAUAUAUUUUAAUAUUUUAAAUUAAUUUAUAUAUUGUGUAUUAAUAUUCUUUUUAUUUAAUUUAUAUAUUAUUUUUUUGUAUUUUUUUAUAAGUACAAAUUUUCCAUGUCUCGACUGAUAUGAGGUCAUAAAAACAUCAUGGAUAAUAUCUGAACAAAAAUAGAAAUUGUUUAAAGCUGUUGCAGACAAAAAUGUCACAAUGUCACAUCAAUAGACGCUCCUGUCAUUGCUUUAAAUUUCCUGUCAACCACCCAAAAACAAAUUCAAUCAUCCUAAAAAUAAUUUGAAUUGGCAUGAUUCUCCUUAAAUGUUCCUCCCAGCCUUGCUAUUUAGGGAUCACACUUACACAAGCACACAAAAAUGGCCAAACAGCAAUACACUGAGAUUGGAGAUUAGAAAUUGUGGCCCUGUCUUAGAGGAUCAGCUUUAGGGAUAAAUCUCAGACGCAGACCCACUCCAGAUCACUCACCAAACGCGUUCAGGACCUCCAGCUCCAGAGCCAAGAAGGGAAAAGGUAAGUAAUUGAUUAGUUUAACUGAUAGCACAGUUACUUACUUUUUCUUCAGUGGAUGUUUUUAACAAUCAGAUGUGAAUUAGCAUUCAUUUAACGGUGAUGUAAGUAUUCGUUUAGAGAAAAAGUAAAGUAAUUGGCUUUUAAAGUAAAGUAACUUAAAGUAAUUCUCUUAAAAUUACAGACUUAACAUUUUUCCUACAGAACAUGUGAAAGAUAUUCAUUUUGAAUUAUUAAUCAGGUUAACUGGAGAAAUUAUAUAAUGUCAUGAUUUAUGUCAAAAACAGUCAUUUCUAUAUGGGACUUAAAUUUUUUAUAUGGUAUGAUUGGUUUAGAAGUUUUAGUUAAUAAUAACGUGUGUUUUUUUUGUGUCAUAUCAUCUGCGAAAUUGUAAAAUAUUGUGUGCCUUUAAUAUCAGAAAGCACAUUUAUAAUUGUUAUUAACUGAUACUUUGAUAAAAGCCCUGUUUGCUUGAUAAUUAAUUAGCGUACAUUUCUCAAAGCACGAUGCGGAGAGAAGCUUAAGUCUUCUCUAUGGUUGGUUUUGUCCUGUUGGUUGUGUCAUAGCACACAGAUGAAUCCUCAUCCUUUCUCUUUGACAAAUAGUCCCUAAAGCUAAUAGGUUUUGCAUUGUGAGAAGCUUAAAGUGCUUCUGUGGGGCUGGAUUUCCCAUUUUUUGUACAGAACUGAUCUCCGCAUUCUCUGAACCUCUACGCUGAUCCCAAAGUCUCCUUUUGUUUCAUAAGAGCCUUAUCUCAAGAUUUCUCAUGUGCUCUGGAAAACGUAUGUUAAGUCACGGGUCAAUAGCAUUCAAUGAGCCUCCAAAAACCAUGUUACAUCAUUUUAAAAUAGAAGUCUUACUAUUUGUAAAUUGUUUUGUGGGAUGAAUUGAAAGAAUGCAGUUUUUGUAGUAGUUAAUCAGCUCAAACUGGUUUGUGCAAAUGUUUUACCAGAUUUACAUUCAUUGAUAUAUGGUUUUACGCUUAUCAAGAAAAGGAUGUGGAUGUGAUGAUUCAUACAAACAAAUUUGCCAUAUUUUAUACUAAUAAAAUAUUCUGAACGUUUUAGAAACAUGUAGAAUAUUUUAUUUGAAGUUCCUAUAUGUUAUGUUUACAAUACCUUUUUGAACUGUAUGUUCUCUGUUUGAUUAUGGUGCCGAUUGUGGUGAUUAAAGGAACUGCACCCUGACACUUCCUGCACUAAUUAAACCUGCACUGUUGUGUGUUUUUUAUCUUUUACGUCACUGGCAUUCUACCAAAAAGCAAUUGUUUACAAAACAUCUUCACAGAAUCCCUCAGGAGGCAGAAACGAUGUUUGAGUACUUCUGUAGCGAUUGCUCAUGGACGUGCGGCUUGGGUGCGUUUGUGGUGUUGUGGGUUCUGGUGUGGUUCUACCGGGACAACCUUGAGAUUACCAGGGUCUCAGAGAAGCACGUCUUUGUGACCGGUUGUGACUCUGGUUUCGGACACCUACUGUGUAAACGCCUGGACAAACGUGGUUUCCGCGUCCUAGCCGGGUGUCUCACGGAAAAGGGUGCUGAUGAUCUGAAGAGGGCGACGGGACCUUUCCUGAAGACCUGCAUCUUGGACGUGACCAGCACAACCAGCAUUCAGAAGGCUGUGGAAUGGACCAAAAAAGAAGUUGGAGAUAAAGGACUUUGGGGUUUGGUGAACAACGCCGGACGUUCUCUUCCAAUGGGACCAUCUGAGUGGAUGAAAAUUGAAGACUUUGAAAGCACACUCAAAGUCAACAUGACUGGCGUGAUCGAGACGACCAUGAACUUCUUCCCUCUUGUGAAAAAGGCCCGUGGAAGAGUGGUGAACGUGGCGUCAGUGUUGGGUAGAGUGGCAGCUAAUGGCGGUGGUUAUUGCAUCUCGAAGUUCGCUGUGGAGAGCUUCUCCGACUGUCUCAGAAGGGACAUCCAGAAUUUUGGUGUCAACGUGUGCAUCAUUGAACCUGGUUUCUUCAAAACGCAGGUGACCAGCUUGGAGCCCAUCGAGAGGGAACUUCAUCGCCUCUGGAACCAACUGACCCCCGAAGUGAAGGAGAGUUACGGAGACAAAUACUUGGAUAAAUACAUCAAGAUCCAGAGGUUGAUCAUGAACGCCAUAUGCGACUCCGACCUCAGUAAAGUGACCAACUGCAUGGAACACGCCCUGCUGGCCGUCCACCCAAGAACACGCUACAGUGCAGGCUGGGAUGCCAAGCUCUUGUGGAUCCCCUUGUCUUAUAUGCCCGCUUGUUUUGUAGAUAUUGCGCUUAAGCUGGUGAUGCCAAAGCCAGCAAAAAGUGUCUAGAUUUGGUGUGUGAUUAAAAGUAAUUUUAGGCCAGAUACUUUUAACUCUUACCUUUGGUUCCCUUCUGAUACACUGGAAGAUGCUCUAUAUAUGCUCUAAUCUUAAAUUAUUCCAAACUUUUGACCAGUAGUGUAUCUCCACACCAAGCCCUUUAUCUUAUUUCUCAUUGGCGUGUUCUUGCCUAAUAAGUGACAUUUGCAGUAACUUGCCUUGAAAAUGCAUCACCAAUUUGUGCCUGUUGGUCAUCUGCUGUAUGUGUUGCUAGAGUGCCACAGUGACUUUGACUUUUGGCAUUAUAUAUUUUGUAUGAAACUGUCAGAGAUUGCUUGACCUGCCACAUUAUGAUUAUUUUAACGGAAAAUUUGCAGGCAAACUGUAUAAACAUAAUUUAAUAAACGUUAUAAUAAUUUUU
This is a messenger RNA of Ctenopharyngodon idella (grass carp), 3628 nucleotides long. It is a transcript of the gene rdh5, whose product is annotated as retinol dehydrogenase 5 (11-cis/9-cis). Lineage: Eukaryota; Metazoa; Chordata; Actinopteri; Cypriniformes; Xenocyprididae. The coding region runs from base 2230 to 3216 and encodes 328 amino acids. The transcript is spliced from 5 exons. The record is from RefSeq and is a predicted model, not a curated record. Gene Ontology annotation, molecular function: oxidoreductase activity.